AUGGUGGAAGAGGAGCACGCACCCCUUUACAAAUGGAGCAGUUGCCCGUCUCACCUUUCACCACCCGCAUCUACGGGCAAAAGCGGCAUCCAGAGGAUCCAUGUCUACGAUUUCGAUAAUACACUUUUCAAGUCGCCAGCGCCGAAUCCGAACCUUUUGUCAAGCUAUAUGAUCAACAUACUCACGGACCCGCACAAGCUUAGCAAUGGAGGGUGGUGGAGCGAGCCGAGAUUUCUUCGAGAACUGGUGGAAGAGUGGGCACGUGAGAAAGCUAAGCAGCCGAGCAGCAGCGUUGACGACAAGUACUGGAACAGGGAUAUCGUAGAGCUGUGCCGGCUGUCGCACCAGGAGCCCGGGACGCUCUCGAUUCUGAUGACCGGGCGAAAGGAGAACCUGUUCCACGACGUGCUUUCACGGGUAAUCGACCAGCCAGUCUUUGGCGACGAGCGGCUCAAGUUCCACGCGAUAUUCCUCAAGAAACCCGGGUAUGAGACGACGAUGAUGUACAAGACGAGCUGCCUCACUGACCUGCUGACGCAUUAUGACAAUUGCACGGAGCUCACUAUCUACGACGAUCGGAUUCGCCAACUCCAUGGCUUCCAGGACUUCCUCACGGAGUUUGUAGAGGCUAUGCGUCCUAGCCUGCUGUUCAACUUGGUGCAUGUGGCAGGUGUGGUAAAGUAUCUAGAUCCCGCGCGAGAGCGCCAUAUUAUCACGCGAAUCUUCGAGGAACAUAACGCGGCGGUCACAAAAUACACUUCUAGGGUGGGUAAAGGAGACACACCCGCGCAAAGCUUUUUCGUGGGCAAGAUGGAUGUCCGCGAGAAACGCCUAGGUGCGGCUUAUGUCUUGACUGCUUUCUCACGGAUGGAAGUUGUCAAAUUUACUUUGCAAACUUUCAGCCGAGAAAUUGGUGAAUCGACUAUAGACAAACUGCGAUUCCAACCUCGCUCUAUAUUAUGCACUCCUCACGGAACGAUAACGAGCCGAAAGAUAGCAACCAAGAUUAUCAUGGGGUUAAAUGGCGAUCCUUCGGAGGAAGAGAUCGACAAAUGCAUGGAGCUCAUGAACAAUGGGCUUGACGACUCUAGAAUUAAGUUUCGUCUCACCAGAUUUGGUUACAGUAGCAGAGGCUUGUACGUUUAUGACGUUGAGCCUGUGCCAUCUAGCACCUACGCAUACACAGAGUUUCCAGCGCUGCGUCUUUUAGCAGGUGUACUCGCAAAUCUCACGUUUGAAGAAUCAGAGAUUUAUAAGGACUCGAUCUUCGAGUGGAUUCCGAUCAAGCAAUCCGUAGUCAUAGAUGCGGAUUUCGGCUACGAUUUUAUUGUUUCCGUGGUGCCUAAUAGGAAAAAUAGGAAAAGAAAACCUGGGUUCACCAAUUCGCGCUAUUAG
Lachancea fermentati is the source of this 1395-nucleotide messenger RNA. The record is from the annotation of a GenBank genome assembly. Lineage: Eukaryota; Fungi; Ascomycota; Saccharomycetes; Saccharomycetales; Saccharomycetaceae.